Molecule: messenger RNA, 339 nt
Organism: Pollicipes pollicipes
Lineage: Eukaryota; Metazoa; Arthropoda; Thecostraca; Pollicipedomorpha; Pollicipedidae
Product: gremlin-2-like
Exons: 1
Biological process (GO): animal organ morphogenesis
Molecular function (GO): BMP binding; receptor ligand activity
Source: RefSeq, a predicted model, not a curated record
ACCUCCUCGCGGCGCGCGCGGCUCAUCACCAAGCGGCGGUACCUGAAGCAGGACUGGUGCAAGACGGAGCAGCUAGUGCGGCGGCUGCGCGAGCCCGGCUGCCGCUCGCGCCGCGUGCUCGACAACUUCUGCUACGGCCAGUGCAACUCGUUCUACAUCCCACGCGAGGGCCGGCGCCGUGGCCUGGAGCCGUUCCAGUCGUGCGCCUUCUGCCAGCCGCGCAGCUGGCGCACCGUGGCGGUGACGUUCCGCUGCCCUGGCCAGGUGCCGGCGCGCCGCCGCCGCCGCGUCCGCUUGGUCAAGCGCUGCCGCUGCUCCACCGAGAAGCUGCAGCGCUGA